Messenger RNA from Triplophysa dalaica, 2046 nucleotides. It is a transcript of the gene sh3bgrl3, whose product is annotated as SH3 domain binding glutamate-rich protein like 3. The record is from RefSeq and is a predicted model, not a curated record. The transcript is spliced from 3 exons. Lineage: Eukaryota; Metazoa; Chordata; Actinopteri; Cypriniformes; Nemacheilidae. Bases 89 to 367 code for a protein of 92 amino acids. Gene Ontology annotation, cellular component: cytoplasm.
CUCAGUGGCGGAACGAGCGACUACAGGAACAAGAGAACAGGGAACUGCUCGCCUUCAUAUUCACGGAGACACAUUAAGAUCCGUCACCAUGGGCAUCAAGCUGUAUUACACCACCGUUACUGCAUCAAGGGAGGUCAAGUCUCAGCAGGCUGAGGUGAUCCGUAUUCUGGACAGUAAGAGCAUCCAGUAUGAAUUGAUUGACGUCGCAGUGGGAGGUGCAGUUCGGGAUGAGAUGAGGAGUAAAUCGGGUAACCCCACUGCGAUCCCGCCUCAGAUAUUCAAUGAAGACCUGUACUGUGGGAACUAUGAAAUGUUUUCUGAUGCAGUGGAGGACGACACAGUGAAAAAGUUUCUGAAGAUUGAAUGAGACCCAAACCCGGUAGCAUCCAACACCUUCUUCCUUUCCCUGCGCAAUGUACACAAUACCGAAGGGAGGCCUACCUGUCGCCCUCUGCUCCGCUGGUGGCACCCACCUACUAUGUAUCAAUGCCAUGCCACAUGCCAAACACAAUCAACUGAGAAGCACAUACCCACCCCGUUUACCCUCAACGGUCACACACAUUUCCCUUUGUGCUUUUUUGAUUAUCCUGUUUUUUGCUCUCUCGUGUUCCCUUGCAUAAAUGCCACUAAUUUGUCUUAAUCUUGUUUGGAUCUGAGCACUUGGAUUUAAUUAGGUCAACAAAUCUGGGCCGCAACCAGAUUGAACUAAUUCGCAGUCCAAGAAAUACAAGGAGUGUUUUCUGUCCAGGACCAAAAGAAAUGUUAUGAUGGCCUUCACAUUCUUUACUUAAGUACUGAUAAAUCUUUUGAAAAUUGUUAAUAAUCUGUGUGCUGAGAUUGGUUGUGUGUUGGUACCUUUAAAACACCAGCCCAUAAUUUUCAACAUAACGUGAAUCGGUUGCAUUGUAUUUUUUUCUUUUAACAGUGUUUAAGCCACUGGUGUGCUGCUUGAAACAGAUUUCUGUUUAACAUUCCCAAUUUAAAGAAUCAAAAAGUGUUCUGUUCCAUUGAACUGUGCCAAGAAAUAUCUGUGCAAAUGUGUUUUUCAUAUGGGCAUAUGCCUCUAUUCUCUGAUUAGAACAAAACUAGAUUCAUAUUCACCCUAGAAUCAAAGAAAAGUAGAGAAGAAAAGUAGAGAUAGAAAAUGAUUAUGUCCAGUAUAGCAUUUUUUCUUCAUUGCGACAUCAUUUUCAUGGCAUUCAGCCCCUCACCCUCCUUUUCUUAUCACCAUAAUGUGUCCAUAUUUAGUUUUUUUGCUAAUUUUUAUAAUUCUAAAUUGGUGGAAAAAAAUGUAAACAGUAAAAAUUUUGUAUAACUAAAUAUACCCUGGGCUGCUUAAUUGGCACAAAAUUAUGCCUCUGGUCCCAGUUAGGAUUCUUUAUUCAGUAUGUAGUUAUACCACAGUACUCUUUUCUUGUAAUGCACUAAAUGUUGGUGUUUGUACGAAUAACAAUGUAAACUUACUUAGGGUUAAUGAUGAGCUCAGUUCUUCUGCCACAACCGUAGAGUUCAUCCUCUCUGCAGUAGCUGUAUUAUCAACAAGGAAAAGUUGACAUGUACACAAUUCCACCAAGCAUCUAUUGCGGAGUUAUUUGGAGAUAGUAGCAUUGACAUUUCAAGCAAUUAUCCUGUGACACAUUGUGUUGAUCAUAUUGGUACUUUAUUUAUACUUGGCACAAUCUACAAUUUUGAAUCAAGGCAUCUUGUUUUUUGAGUUGAUAAAGCAUCUGUAAUGUUUGCUGCUGCCAGUCUUAAAAUCAUCUAUCUUCACAUCAGUUGAACAGUAAAUGCCAUUGUUGGUUUAGUUCAAGACUGUUGGAUCUUACACAGACAGCUGGUUGUUAAAAUGAUUGUGAAUCUUACACUUUCAUGAUUAUUUGUAAUGGUUCUUGUUGUCUAUUUGUGCUGUACUGCUUUGCUUUUGGACCAAUGCCCUUUUAGGCCAAAAAUAAAAGAACAAAAAUUAGAAAAAGAAGUGCUGUUGUCUUCCAAGAAGAUGGUGAAAUUGUGAUUUAUGGGUCAAAUAAAAAUGCACAUUGAUUUGAA